Nyctereutes procyonoides (raccoon dog) is the source of this 1784-nucleotide messenger RNA. RefSeq names its product transmembrane protein 271 (gene TMEM271). NCBI's taxonomy places the organism in Eukaryota, Metazoa, Chordata, Mammalia, Carnivora, Canidae. Bases 42 to 1163 code for a protein of 373 amino acids. The record is from RefSeq and is a predicted model, not a curated record. The transcript has a single exon.
GCGGCGGGCGCGCGGGGCGCGGGCCGGCUCGGGCGCGGAGGAUGAAGUGGAGCGUCCGCGGGGCCUGCGCCGCGCUCUCCUCCUGCCUGCUGCUCGCCUGCGCGCUCAGCGCCGCCGCCGUCGGCCUCAAGUGCUUCUCGCUGGGCUCGGAGCUGCGCGGGGAGCCGUUCCGGCUGGGGGCGGCCGCCGGCGCCUUCUACUCGGGGCUGCUGCUGGCCGCCGGCCUCUCGCUGCUCGGCGCCGCCCUGCUCUGCUGCGGGCCCCGGGACGCGCCGCUCGCGGGGCCGGCGCGGGGCCCGGGGCUCGGGGCGGCCGCGGCGCGCGCGGGGGCCGCGGAGGCCGCGCCCGGGGAGCCGGGGAACGGCGCGGGGCCCGCGGGGCCGGCGAAGAGCCACAACCUGCUCCUGCUCGGCGUCCUGGUCUUCAUGCUCGGGGUCCUCAGCGCCUUCGCGGGCGCCGUGAUCGACGGCGACACCGUGUCGCUCGUGGAACGCAAGUACUCGCACUACUGCCUGCCGCCCCGCGCGCCGCCCGCGCCCCCCGCGCCGCCCGCGCCGCCCGCGCCGCCCGCGCCCCCCGCGCCCCGCGCCCGCAGCGCCCUGGACAGCGCCACGUCCGCCAAGUGCCGCCAGCUCAAGGACUACCAGCGCGGCCUGGUGCUCUCCACCGUCUUCAACUCGCUCGAGUGCCUGCUCGGCCUGCUCAGCCUGCUGCUCGUCAAGAACUACCGCGCGUCGCAGGCUCGGCGCGGCCGGCGCGGCCGGAGGAGGGCGGCCCGGGCCCCGGCGCGGCCCCGCGGCGGCCCCGGGCUCCGCGCGCAGCCUGCGGCCUCCCGGGCGCGGCGGGGCCGGCGGGGGCGGCGGGGGCGGCGGCUGCAGCCGCGGCCGAGCGAGGCGUCCAUCCUGGCGCCGGAGGAGUCGGACCUGGCCGCCCCCGGGGACUGCGCGGGCCUCGCGGCGCGCCACGCCGUGUCCUACAUCAGCGUGGGCGUCCUGCACGCGCGGGACGAGGCGGGCGCGGAGGUGCGCUGCGGGGGGCACCCGUCGGUGGAGCUGCCGGGCUACGCGCCCUCGGACCCCGACCUCAACGCCUCCUACCCCUACUGCUGCCGGCCGCCGUGCGAGGAGGCGGGGCGCGCGUGGGAGCCGGGCCGGGCCUGCUGAGCGCCGGGCCACGCGGACCGCGGGCCGCGGGCCGCCGACCACGGGCCACGGGCCGCCGACCACGGGCCACCGGCCACCGGCCACCGACCACGGGCCACCGGCCACCGACCACCGACCACCGGCCUCGGCCCCCGCAGCGAGCAGGACCCGCGCGGCGCUGCACUCCCAGGGGCGCCCCGGCCCCGCUCGCGGACGCCCCCGCCGCCCGGCCCGCCCUCCGCUGUCACCAUUUCUGUGUCUGGGAGGUUUCCCUUCUUUUCUGUGUCUGUUCGUACCCGGAUUCCAUUUUAAAGUUUACAAUAAAUGUCUCGGGGUUGCCUCGCCCCCAGCGCACUUCUCUGUGGCAAGUCCGGUCCAGGGUGAGAGCUCAGAGAGCCAGGGCGGCCUCCCGGGAGGAAGGGCCCAGGCUGCGCGGACGGACGGACGGACGGAGCAGCCGCUGCUUUAGGGACGGCUGACGCGAAACUGCGCCCAACAGCAACACUUUGUACACGGAUGUGCCUGCUUUUGUUGAUACUUUCUUACUGUAAAGCUCUCCAUAAACGGUGAAAAUGUUUGGUAAAUUUAUUGCGAUUUAAAAUUGGUUAGUUCCUUUAUUAAAUCAAUUGCUAUGUUAUUGGA